Molecule: messenger RNA, 1462 nt
Organism: Mugil cephalus (flathead mullet)
Lineage: Eukaryota; Metazoa; Chordata; Actinopteri; Mugiliformes; Mugilidae
Gene: ido1
Product: indoleamine 2,3-dioxygenase 1
Exons: 10
Coding region: 78-1337 (419 amino acids)
Biological process (GO): 'de novo' NAD+ biosynthetic process from L-tryptophan
Cellular component (GO): cytoplasm
Molecular function (GO): L-tryptophan 2,3-dioxygenase activity; heme binding; indoleamine 2,3-dioxygenase activity
Source: RefSeq, a predicted model, not a curated record
CAACAACUUUGAAGUGCCAGAGUCCAGUCCAGUGGUGUGCAGGUCAUUGCUUUCUUUGGUUUUGUGUCGUCUUCGCCAUGGCUUCUGCAGAAAGACAAUCCAAAGCUCCUUUCUCACUGGACUCCUACCAUGUCUCUGAAGACUUUGGCUUCAUCCUGCCUGAGCCACUGGAAGAGCUUCCACCUUACUACCAGCCAUGGAUGGAUAUUGCCCUGCGAAUCCCGGAGCUUGUGGACUCGCACGAGUUGCGUUCCCACAUUAACAAGAUGCCACUGCUGAGCAGCAAGUUUCUGCAGAAACACAGGGAGUUACGGUUGGCACACCUGGCCCUCGGCAUGAUGACAAUGGGCUAUGUCUGGCAGGAAGGAGAGGGCGACACAGUUGAGAAGCUGCCACGUAACCUGGCUGUUCCAUACUGGGAGGUAUCACAGUGCUUAGGACUUCCCCCAAUUCUCACCCAUGCGGAUGCAGUUUUGGCAAACUGGAGGAAGAAAGAUCCAGAAGGGCCAUUUGACAUGGAGAACCUGGAGAUGCUGGUCAGCCUCCCGGGUGGAGACAGCGUCCGAGGCUUCUUCAUGGUCACUCUGCUGGUGGAGGUGGCAGCAGUUCCUGCACUGAGGAGCAUUCCCACUGUGAUCAACGGUGUGAGGUGUGGUGACACUGAAGCUGUUACCAGAGCCCUCGAGGACAUCAGCCAGUCCAUACAGGACAUGACAGAUGCACUCAAGUUAAUGCACGAUUACGUGGAACCUUCAGUCUUCUAUGGCAUUAUGAGGAUCUACCUGUCUGGAUGGAAAGACAAUCCCUCAAUGCCAAACGGGUUGGUUUAUGAAGGGGUCCAGACUGAACCCAUGGAGUUUUCAGGAGGGACUGCUGCACAAAGCAGUCUGCUGCACUGCUUCGAUGAACUUCUGAGAGUCAAACACGAAGCCAAAAGCGGUUCCUUCCUCACCCGUAUGAGGGACUACAUGCCUCCUGCCCACAAGAAACUGAUCGAGGACAUUUCUUCGCAACUCUCCCUAAGGAGUUUUGUCCAGGAGCAGGCCAGUGAGCGACUAAACCAGGCCUUCCACCUCUGCGUCACAAAACUGUUGGCUCUGCGAAGCUACCACAUCAACGUCGUCAGCCGCUUCAUCACCGUGCCCGCUGCCCGUGCCCGGCAACUCCGCGAAAAGAACCAAGACUCGAACGGGGAGACGAUCAGCAGAGCACCAGCAGCCCUGGAGGAGAGGGGCACGGGCGGCUCUGGCAUCAUGAGCUUCCUAAAAACUGUGAGGGACCAAACAAAAGAGGCCCUCUUGCCCAAGACGAGCAGAGACAUAAAACAUCACAGCUGAUGUGAACUGUCAUGCUUGAGGUUACACAGCAAAGUACAUGAAGAAUCGCACACAAAACUGCCAGUAAAUCAGCUCUGAUCUCUUUACCCACUGGUUUUUGUGUCCAUUAAAAGGAUGAAAUUUGG